UCUCGGGAUAACUCUUUACUCUCGCGCCAUUUGUCCUCCUUAUUCUCCUCUUGUCAUCUGAAUUUCGCUAUCUUCUAGCUCCUUUCCCCUCUCUCGCCUCUCUCCUGCCCAGCUCUUCUACCCUUCCACAGCACCCCGCCCCCGCUUAUCGCCAUGGCCACAACACCAGCAGGCCGCAUGCUGGCCCGUCAGUUACAACAUAUGCAAUCAGACAAAGACCUCCCCGGGAUUAGCUGUGGACUUGUAGACAACAAUGUGUUCGAAUGGGAGGUCAUGCUCAUGAUCUCUGACGAUGUUAAACUAUAUGGCGGUGGUUUCUUCCGUGCUCGACUUUCCUUCCCCCCCGAGUACCCUCAUAUGCCGCCGAAGAUGAAGUUCGAGCCGCCGCUUUUUCACCCCAACAUCUACCCUAACGGCGAGGUUUGCAUCUCCAUCCUGCACCCACCGGAAGAAGAUAAAUAUGGCUAUGAGUCUGCCGCCGAGCGCUGGUCACCCGUCCAAACACCUGAAACAAUCCUCCUUUCCGUGAUUUCCAUGCUCUCCAGCCCGAAUGACGAGAGCGCAGCAAACGUUGAGGCCGCUCGUCUGUGGCGAGACGAUCCCAAGGAAUUCAAGAGGCGCGUCCGCAAGUGUGUCCGCGAGAGCCUUGGAGAGGAAUAAUCAGUUAUACACCACAUAUGCAUUUCACAUUUUGACGUUUUUCGCUCGCCCAUUUGUCUCGCUGCUACUGUCUUCCGCUUUUGGGUCAAGUAACGCACUGGUGUUGGGCGUUUUCGAGCUGUGACCCUCCUCUUUGCCGUCUUCUGUCUUCGAUUGCUUGGCUGCAGCCACCUAGUCCCUAUAGACUAUUCAACCUGGUCACAUUGAGUCCGUCGCAAAUUUGGCUUGCCAGUUUUGGAGUUAUAUAUCCUUGGUUGGUUGGGCAUUGUGGUGGAACAGAUAUAUCCAUCAUUUAUUCUCAUAUCUUGUGUUAGCACAACUGCGCCUGGAUUUUAGCAUGAUUUCCUGGAUCGGGCCG
This is a messenger RNA of Aspergillus nidulans FGSC A4, 1018 nucleotides long. Its product is annotated as putative ubiquitin conjugating enzyme. The transcript is spliced from 3 exons. The record is from RefSeq and is a predicted model, not a curated record. NCBI's taxonomy places the organism in Eukaryota, Fungi, Ascomycota, Eurotiomycetes, Eurotiales, Aspergillaceae. Gene Ontology annotation, molecular function: ubiquitin conjugating enzyme activity; ligase activity. The coding region runs from base 154 to 660 and encodes 168 amino acids.